Molecule: messenger RNA, 549 nt
Organism: Coniophora puteana RWD-64-598 SS2
Lineage: Eukaryota; Fungi; Basidiomycota; Agaricomycetes; Boletales; Coniophoraceae
Exons: 2
Source: RefSeq, a predicted model, not a curated record
UCUUUUGGGCGCUUCACUAUUCGGAAAUUUCGCAAGAACGUCUGCGCUAUGAAGCGGCUAGCAGCUCGAGACUUUGAGGAUAUAUUGCAGUGCGCUUUACCUGUUUUCGAGUCUGUUCCAUGGCCAGAACGAAGACACAGACAGGUUAUCCUAGACAUGCUCUUUGAACUCGCUAACUGGCAUGCUCUAGCCAAGUUACGAGUUCAUACUGACGAUACGCUCCAUUUCCUUGAAGCUGCCACGGUCAGUCUCGGUAAUACGCUGCGAAAAUUCCGGGCCGACGUCUGCCCACACUACGACACCCGUGAACUCCCACUCGAGACUGCUGCUCGUGGUCGACGAGCAGUCACUCGUCUGGUUACCCAAGCAGCCUCCUCCGGUGGUCAGACUUCCAGUGCCAAUGUUCCAUCGAAAAGUCUUCGCAAGGAGCUCAAUCUAGUGAUAUACAAGUUUCAUUCUCUCGGCGACUACGUCAAGACGAUCAAGGAGCAUGGAACUACCGAUAAUUUUACAUCUCAAGGAGUGAGUGGCGCUUUAUUCUCAUUCUAG